CAGAUUGUAAAUUAUGCCGUUUCCCAUCCUGGAAAUGUCUCCCCCCACACCCAGGCUCCUGUAACUCCGCCUCUAGGAUGCUAAUAACACUGAACUUCAGACACGUCUGAUACUGUUACGGGGCGAUAAGCUAAAAGUGCUACAAUUAACUCGCAUUUUCCAGCAUCAGGGCUUCCUUGGGACAUUCAGAAUUACGUGAAGCGAGUAUUUUAAAAAAAAUGUCUCGGCUUUUGCUCUUGCUUCUCUGCCUGGUCCUGCAUCCUAUCUCCUGCGCUAACUGCCCCAAACUUUGCAGCUGUAAAGCGGACGAUCGUGUCACUUGUGAAGGCAGAGAAGUCGAUCAUGUUCCAAAAGGGUUUUCCAGAGGCUCCCGCAAACUGAUGUUUAAAUACACCAGUCUGAAAAUCAUUCCAAGUGGAGCAUUCUCUGGACUCCGGAACUUAACAACCAUUUGGCUACUACAAAAUGACGUUUUGGAGAAUAUUGAAGAAAAUACCUUUGUCAAUCUACCCAAUCUUAAUGAAAUAAUAAUUGAUAAAGCACAGCUUCUGGUGCAUAUUGAUCAAGACGCAUUUGGAAAUCUUCCCCAUCUCAGAUACAUGACUAUCACAAAUACUGGAAUAAGGUUCUUCCCUGAUAUUACAAACAUUCAUUCUGAAGAUUUUUUGCUUCUUGAAUUGCGUGACAACAUAAACAUGAAAGUUAUACCAUCUUACGCUUUCCAGGGAUUAAGCACUGGAACAUUCAAUAUAAAUUUGAUUAACAAUGGCCUCAUAGAAGUACAAAGCCAUGCAUUUAACGGAACAGAUUUAGAUCAUCUCAACCUUACAGGUAACUGGAACCUACAGAAAUUGCAUGAUGAUAUUUUCAUGGGAGCAACAGGUCCAACAGUUCUGGAUAUUUCCGGAACCAGUAUUGCUGCACUUCCGAUUCAUGGCUUGAAAUCUAUUAAGAAGCUCGUAGCUCGGUCAACCAAUAACUUGAAAAGGUUACCACCUCUGGACAACUUUGCUGAACUAAGGGAAGCCAGUAUGACAUACUCGAGCCACUGCUGUGCAUUCGAAAAUGAAAAUGCUAAGAAGAAAAAGGAGUUACUAUGGUCUCCAGUAUGCAACAGAUUCUAUGGCAAGAGUUACAUUUUCAGCAACACAAGUUCUGAAAUUGAUUCUGAGGUUGGAUCCACACAUUCAAAAAAAUUCAUGGAGAUGAACUCUGCUGUACCACAGCAAUAUGCAUUCCUUGAAAGUGAGGCAUGGAUCGACUCAAAUGAAGAUGAACCAUUUUUUGAUUAUGGACUGUGCUCUAACGUAGUAGAUGUGAUCUGUAAACCAAAAGCAGAUGACUUCAAUCCAUGUGAAGAUAUUGUGGGUAAAGAUAUUCUAAGAGUUAUAAUUUGGCUAAUGAAUAUUCUUGCUAUUAUAGGAAAUGUCAUUGUUCUCAUAGUCCUUGUAACCAGUCGAUAUAAACUCACAGUUCCACGAUUUCUUAUGUGUAAUCUUGCUUUUUCUGACUUUUGUAUGGGUAUUUACUUGUUGCUUAUUGCUUCUGUAGAUAUCCAGACAAAAGGCCAGUACUAUAAUUAUGCUAUAGACUGGCAGACUGGAGCUGGUUGUGCAUCUGCUGGAUUCUUCACUGUUUUUGCUAGCGAGUUGUCAGUGUACACACUUACUACAAUCACAUUGGAAAGGUGGCAUACAAUUACUUAUGCCAUGCAGCUGGACAAAAAACUCCAUCUGAGGCAUGCCGUUGUUAUUAUGUGUGGUGGUUGGGCGUUUUCUUUCAUUGUUGCAAUUCUGCCUCUUUUAGGGAUCAGUAACUACAAGAAGGUUAGCAUUUGCCUUCCAAUGGACAUAAACUCACCUGUGUCCCAGGCUUAUAUUAUUUUCAUUUUGCUACUGAAUGUUAUUGCAUUUUUGAUAAUUUGUCUCUGCUAUAUUAAAAUCUACCUUACAGUCAGAAACCCCAACUUCAUCUCUACAAAUGGUGAUACAAAAAUUGCUAAACGUAUGGCUGUACUGAUCUUCACUGACUUUAUAUGCAUGUCGCCGAUAUCUUUCUUUGCUAUUUCUGCGGCUCUGAAGGUCCCCUUUAUCACUGUAUCUAGUUCCAAGAUACUUCUGGUUUUGUUUUACCCAAUCAAUUCUUGUGCCAAUCCUUUUCUGUAUGCAUUUUUUACAAAGACUUUUCGUCGAGAUUUCUAUAUUCUUUUGAGCAGGUUUGGCUACUGUGAAAUGAGAGCACAGCUCUACAGGACAGAAACAACAUCGUCAAUUCAAAAUUCCAAUGUGAGAAAUGGCGCUUUGGCCUCAGCAUCACACUUUGGCCAAGGCACAGUAUACACAGAGCUUCUGGUAGCUACUAAUCGCCAACAGUGUGGAGCUCACAACUUCAAUUCUGAAGAGUCCCGCCAAACACUUACAGGAAUCUAUGCUAUUAACUGAUUGUGCAUAAGCUUUCCUGAAGUAAAUUUGUUUUGCUCAUCUUGCAAGGAAGUAACCUUUCCCUGGAGAUCUCUGAUGUCUUCUCGGUGUUAAAUUACUGAGAACGUGGUGUCUAUUGUCAAAUACACCAGGAUCAAACUUCAGGUCCCAGCGAAACUCACAACAUUGCAACUGAGCAGCCACCUCUAAUUUAUGACUAAUCCUGCAGAGAACGAAUCAAUGUUUAUCCAGCAUGGGAUUAGCAUAACCUAAAUGCGGGCUGCAGAUAUGUGAUUGCAAAGACCCAUUUUGUGCAAGAAAUUAAUAAUGCCAUAUCAGAAAGCACUUGAGUUACUUUGUCCGUAUAAGACUUUAAGUUUACCAGAAUUUACUGCUAUUUAUGCAUUUUAGUGUAAGUAGUAAUGUUAUCUUACUCUGGAUUUCUUGUAUUUGAUAGAGAAAAUUUGCUCCUGAUUUCAAGCCAUAUGUAUGAUUCCAAGAACUUGAAUGUUUAAAACAUAUGGAGCAGUAAAAUCUGUUGCAGUGGCCUCAUUCUUUUGUUAAAACAAAAGCUCUCAAGUGACUAGCUAAUGUCGAAUUCUGAAUUAAUGAUUCAUGCCAUACGCUGAAGUAGAUAAUCGUGCUUCUCCAUAAGGGUGGUCAUUGUCGUGUUUCAUUGUAAAAAUCUCCAUGUUGGGAUAUUUCUGUUACUAAUACAUUAAAUGUAUUGUAAUUGAUGUUAGGUCACUAGAUGAAAGAGGGGAGGAAAGACAAAGACUCUUGGUCCUGACUCUAAUGUAGUAAAAUCUAGGUGGUAAAAUUGAAAUGAGGAAGAACAAGGGAGAAAUUCAAAGUCAGGUCUGGGUUUUGUUACAAUUACAACUAUCUCCCAGCCCCUCCCAAUUGACAUCUACCACAACCAGCACCAACCAAACACACACACACACACUCUCUGCCAAAGUCAAAUAUUAAUGAGGAGCCCAAAGGGAAAAAAAGGUAUAUGAAGAAUAACAAAUGUUACCAGCAUUUGUUUUUAACUGUAAGGUAAGGUUUAUUUUCUGUGCAUUAUCCAAAUAUGGAGGAUUAUUGACUGAUGAAAAGAUUUGAAUGUUUCU
This is a messenger RNA of Stegostoma tigrinum, 3535 nucleotides long. Its product is annotated as lutropin-choriogonadotropic hormone receptor-like. Lineage: Eukaryota; Metazoa; Chordata; Chondrichthyes; Orectolobiformes; Stegostomatidae. Gene Ontology annotation, cellular component: membrane. Gene Ontology annotation, molecular function: G protein-coupled receptor activity; follicle-stimulating hormone receptor activity. The coding region runs from base 219 to 2441 and encodes 740 amino acids. Gene Ontology annotation, biological process: male gonad development; follicle-stimulating hormone signaling pathway. The transcript has 10 exons. The record is from RefSeq and is a predicted model, not a curated record.